AUGGCAGAGGCGACGGGCACAUCAAAGUCAUGGUUCGAUACGAUAUAUCAGUUCAGACAGACAUCGUUCGAUGCUAUGAUCAUUGCAUCAGACCCACAGUCACAGCUGGCGCAAUACAUGGGAAGUCGCAACGAUCAAGUAAAUGUUGCCCGCUAUGAGCCAGUGCCACAGACACUCGAUCAAAGUGUACUCUUCUCAUCGACAUCCAUCCCAAACCGUCGUGAGAUGUUGAAUGACACUGCACUGCCGUGUGGACUGCUGUUGUCACCUUUCGAUCGCCCCGUCCUCACAACCAGCUCAUUCGACUACUAUCCGCCACGAUGUGCGCACUGCAGCGCCUACCUAAACAUCUACUGUCGACUCGAGGAGCACCCUGUACACCACUGGGUGUGUGCAGUGUGUCGCCACUCCAACUCUAUCGAUUCAGGCACCAAGGGUGUGCGUUCAAUCUGGGAGGUCAAGCACGGUCUGGGCUGGUGGGCAACCGAUGCCUACCGCACUGUUCUAGCGUCAGAUCUAUACGAUAUCAAGAGACGACGAGCAUCACCGCAGACAUCAUCAGCAGCAGGUACAGCAGUAACAGUGGACAGUCGUGGUGGCGGCAUCAGCGACCCAAUCUCAUCAUCAAACGUGCUGGCUGACGAGCAGACAACAACAACAACAACAACAACAUUGACGAGCAAUGCGUUGGAUCAAGGUACCAACGCUAUGUAUAUAUUCAUCGUGGAUGAGAACCUGCCGAGAUCAGAGUUGACGAUCAUCCAGCAAGCCCUGCGUCAGCUGCAUAGCAAUAUCAGCGGUACCGCGCAGAUCGCCCUCAUCUCUUGCGCAAAGGUCGUGUCGAUUUAUGAGAUGGCCACGUCAACAACGGGCGUGGUCACAGCCACAGCACACACAUCCGCCAAACUGAUCUAUGGCGGCCAGUCACUUUCAUCAUCAGACUCCUUUGCACUCAAGCUCAAAAAGAAGCUGUUCAUGGACACGGUAGCAAGUGGCGCAGAGAAGUUUAUGCAGAGCUUCCAGUCAAUCAUAUCUGCCAGCAGCCGCGGUGGCAGCGCGCCUGAAACAGCGCCAAUCGCACUGGGCGUCGCAAUCGAGUGCGCACUCUCAUUCAUCUCCACAUCAGUCGAUCGCUCUGGUACUGGCAGCAACAGUAAUGGUGGCCGACUAUUUGUAUUCUUGAGUGGCGUGCCUAGCUUUGGUCCAGGCGCGCUGUCCAUGUCGGCAAGAGUGGCUGCCGAGCGAAGCAAUGAGUUGGAUGCGCAAAACAGUGUAGCCAAGGACUACUACACACAGCUUGGCCAGCGGGCCUACCAGAAGUCUGUUGCCAUCGAUCUUCACCUUUGUGGUUUCCACGCCUUUGCCUCGCGCUACCUCACUCCCCUUUGCAUGCCCACUGGCAAUAUCUUUAUCACUCACGAGCUCAACGACAUUGAUCGAUCCGACAUGACAUAUCGUAAUAUGUUGAAUGCAAUCAACAAACACUGUGGAGUAUACUCUAGAUUGGACGUUCAUUGUCCAGAGGCGAUAAGUCUGACACAUAUUAUUGGACCAACGGUCAAGGCCAGUGGGAAGCAGUUGCCAGAGCAUGCACUGGAUGUGGACGACAAGAUUGGCAACACGGACAAGUACGCCAGUUUUGAGCUUACCAGUCAUCAACAGGACAUAACCUACGCUCUCUAUUAUGAGCUUCAAGAGGAUGUACCUCAGGACUAUAUCCAUAUCCAGUUUGUUGUGCGUAUCUUGGAUGACAAUUACAACCGUAUACUACGUGUGAUCACCAAGCGAAUCAAGACCACCGGUAACUUUGACAAGUAUCUAAACACACUGGAUCUCAAUGUGAUGGCUGUGCUUCAGACCAAAAAGAUCGUAUUGGCCGCUGGCAAAGCAGAGACUACACAGACCAAUGGAGAGUCAUUCGAUUAUCAAGAUGAACUGGACAAGCAACUAAAGACCAUCGCCAAGAAGUGUGCCAAAGUCCAACGUGGAUGGUUCUCAAAGACAGUCACAAUACCAGAGAAGAUCAAGCAAUAUAUAAGACUGUAA
This is a messenger RNA of Acytostelium subglobosum LB1, 2046 nucleotides long. RefSeq lists its product as hypothetical. The transcript has 3 exons. The record is from RefSeq and is a predicted model, not a curated record. Gene Ontology annotation, biological process: endoplasmic reticulum to Golgi vesicle-mediated transport; COPII-coated vesicle cargo loading; intracellular protein transport. Lineage: Eukaryota; Evosea; Eumycetozoa; Acytosteliales; Acytosteliaceae. Gene Ontology annotation, molecular function: zinc ion binding; GTPase activator activity. Gene Ontology annotation, cellular component: COPII vesicle coat; endoplasmic reticulum exit site. The coding region runs from base 1 to 2046 and encodes 681 amino acids.